Molecule: messenger RNA, 522 nt
Organism: Laccaria bicolor S238N-H82
Lineage: Eukaryota; Fungi; Basidiomycota; Agaricomycetes; Agaricales; Hydnangiaceae
Exons: 2
Coding region: 6-251 (81 amino acids)
Biological process (GO): mitochondrial respiratory chain complex IV assembly
Cellular component (GO): mitochondrion
Source: RefSeq, a predicted model, not a curated record
CGACGAUGUCAGAAAAGCGAGCGAUAGCAACGUUGACUGGCGCGGUGUUCCUUUCGGCAUUGACCAUAUGGGCUGUUCAUUUCCAGCAACACCAAGAACGAGAGACGAUGUACAAAGGUGUUCUCCGGGAUGAUCAGCGAAGACAAGAAAAGAUGCGACAGAGAGAGGAAGAUUUUGCAAACUCGCAACGGAAACGUGAACUGUAUGAGCGUGUCCAAACAGUGGAAAGGGCAUCGGAAGGGCCAAUCUGAGGUUCGCAACGGGUGGCCAUCGUUUCCGACUACGACCAGGCAGAUAUACCCAAGAAUUUAACGGUCGAUUUAAUGGUCGCUAUAUCCAAUUUCUAUCUAUAAUGACUGGAUGAAUAACGGGUUUUAAAUCUUGGAUGCAGUAACAGUUAUAAGCAAGACAGGAUGAUUCUCAUUUCCAACCACUUCCCCACUCAUUUACCAGCUUCUUUACCUUCCUGUAAGUCAAGGUCGAGGGCGAAAUAUCAUCUGCGCCAUCCCGAUGCGCCCGAUC